This is a messenger RNA of Trichogramma pretiosum, 910 nucleotides long. RefSeq lists its product as uncharacterized. The record is from RefSeq and is a predicted model, not a curated record. The coding region runs from base 164 to 910 and encodes 248 amino acids. The transcript has 8 exons. NCBI's taxonomy places the organism in Eukaryota, Metazoa, Arthropoda, Insecta, Hymenoptera, Trichogrammatidae.
AAACGUUUUAAAUGUCUUCUUAUUAGUCGAGUUACUUUUGAGUUGAAUCAAUACGAGAGAAAGUGACAUCUGCAGUCGAAAUAAUACCCCUCGUGAUAAAGUAGAUAAAAACAAAUGAUGGUCUUAAUCACAUGAUAAUUCUAGAACAAUAGAUGAUGAUCAAAUGAAAGAACGAUAUGAUGACAAAAAUAAAAAUACCAGAGAAGUGAAUCGUCAUUCAGAUAAACGAUAUGAAAAAGAUUCUUCUGAUAUUUGGAAUGACGUUUAUCAAUUAGGUAAUUCCAUUCAAGAUGCCAAAAAACUGAAGAAAAUACUCGAGUUACCCAUGGAGGAAAAAAUGACCAAUGUUUUGAUGUCAUUAAAUCAUAUCAUGCGAAAGCAAUCUACACUGGAGGUAUUAUUAUUAAAAGGCAAAGGAUUUGGACAGAAUUCCACUGAUGACAAAAAAUUAGAUGCUACUAAAGUUCUAGAAUUGUCCAAGACCCUGCCAUUAAAAACCAUUGAGCAGUGGGAACAUUUUGACAAAAUGAUGGAAAACAUCGAUAAAGGAAUUAUGUUUGCCAAUUAUAUCAAAACAUUAGACUAUGGCAAUCCAACCGGUACCUUGCGAAAGAUUAUGGACAAAAUUCUGAGUAACGAAUUAGGCAAAACGUUUCAAAGGACCGCAAGAUCUCAAGGGACAAAUCAACCUCUGCCAAAGCACAUAUUUGAAGAUAGUAAUACAUUUAAAUUAGUGGAAGCUGUUAUGAAGGAAUUAUAUCCAAAAAAUCCAGACUUCGGUGGGGAUUUGACCAGGUGGUUCACAUCGCGUAAAAAAUAUUGCGAUAACGAGGAGAGCAAAAAGAACAACAAAAGAUCGAAAAAUAAAGAAUUAACUGGACCAUCAUCAAAACGCCGAAGAACCAAAUAA